Messenger RNA from Drosophila arizonae, 9532 nucleotides. RefSeq names its product Pericentrin-like protein (gene Plp). Gene Ontology annotation, molecular function: molecular adaptor activity. Lineage: Eukaryota; Metazoa; Arthropoda; Insecta; Diptera; Drosophilidae. Gene Ontology annotation, biological process: signal transduction. The record is from RefSeq and is a predicted model, not a curated record.
CUACCUUACGCUUCUGUACUUGAAUCAUAAGCAUAUAUCCCUAAUUGACAGUCGCAAAUGUGUUUCUUGAACAUUUUUGGCGGCCAAGUGUGACCCAAUAUAGUGAGUGGACUGUGGGAAUGAAGUGAAAUUUGGGCAACAUGAAUCUAUACACCAUAUACGAUUGGAUCACGUCGCUGCUCCGCACGGGCAGCGGCAGCGCCUUCUACAAGGCAGUCGAAGCACCGGAACAGCCAGCUGCACCACCACAGCCACCCACAGUCAGCAGUCUACAGCAGCAGCCACACACGCGCCCGGCAGCCAGUCGCAGCUGUUUCGCACAGAAUGUGGAUGUUGAGUUCAUACCAACAUUGAAUUUUUUGUUUCACGCCUCAGCAGCAGUCAGCGAUACGCCAGCGGACAGAGAGCAAGAGCACGAGCGUCAGCAACAUGCCGCUUCGGAAGCACGCGAUGAUAUUGACUGUUCUGGCACAAAAUCUGACGAUGAUAACGAAUCCACGCACACGUAUAUAAUCUCCAGAAGUAGUUUCACGGCAGCCACAGGCUCGAGCACCACACCGUACGCAGUCACAUCCACAGACACUGCCGACCUACUAAGGCAGCAAAACAAUCUGAGUCUCACCGAGGACGAGCAGACGGUGUCUUCGUUUAGCAUUGAGCCGCCUACUAGUUCCAUGUCUAUUGAAAUGGCCGAUCAACAGAGAUACACAACAACAGCGACAUCAGCGACAUCAGCGGCAGCAACAACAACAAGCGCUGAGACCAACAGCGCCGAUCUGGCUCCAAGGGGAGUCACACAAACCACAGUCACAACUACAACUAGCAGCAGCAUAGAAGAAGACAUUGAGGAGGCGAUUGAGAUCAGCGAGGUGGAAGAGCAGUUAAAUUCGAACAUCGAUUCGCUAUCCGAUGUGGGUAGAAAGGGCCCAUCAAAGUAUAUUGCUAAAUCUGAGAGUAGCGAAGAGGCAGCCCAUUUCGGCAUCGACGAUGCUCAGCUUUCUGGUGGCCAAUUGGCCCAGCAUUUUCUGGCUGAUGAGGAGAGCGGUGAUGGAGAUGCCGAUUCACCCAGUCCAAAAGAUCAAGCAACAGCAACCGAUGACGAUGACUUUGAUAUUAGCCUUCCAUUGGAGGGGCGCAAGCCCAUGCACUCCCGCCACGAAGAUAAUGCAGAGGAGUCUCCCCAUAGACACGAUGAGGGCGAGAGCCUUAGCAAUCAAAGCACCACUGACGAUGUCUCUGAUUUCGUGGACGAGCCGCAGCAGACCACCGACUCAGCAAUCGAACCCCAAAACGCACAAUCGGGCAGUGUUGCAGCAAGCACAAUGGCAUCGGCGCUAUCGGAGGCGGCCGAGCCUGAGUCAAGGUUGGUGGACAGUGAAUUGGAAGAGGGAGUUGAUGCACACAGCGAGCAGGAUCACUCUAUGGAAGAAAUCGUUGCUACUAAUGAGUCCAUAGAAAUAACCUACAAUGCAGAAGAGGGACUCGCUAGCAGGUCGCUGCUAAGUGCAUCGCAAAAUCAAAACAUUUCAGCCGGCUUAGACGUGGCAGAGCCAGCAGAGACAUACACUGCAGAGUCAAACACUGUGGAACAAUUAAAGCUACCCCAGUUGCAAAGUCCCCAAAUCGUCGAUCACAAAACUACAAAUAUCUUAGAAACAGUUCGGCUAGAACCCGAGCCACUAGAUCGGAUUAUGGUUAAUUUGAAAGACGAUGACGAUGACGAUGACGAUGAGGAUGAGGAUGAAGAGUGUGCCAUGCAGCUGUUGAAGCUGCGUCUGAUGGCCAUGAAUCAGCAGACCCAAGUGGAUACCGGUGCCAAAGGCUCACCCACAGAGUCACCAACUAGUCAAGAGUCUGGAACAAUGGAACUUAAGCAAAUGGAACGCGUACCGCUUACAGAGUUUAGCAAAGACGUAUUGGAGGAUAUUACAGAAGAGAGUGAGCGUCUUCUAUCAAUAAGUACCACGGCUGAGGAUCCCAAAUCAUUGUCCAUGGAAGAGUCAAAAACAUUGCAGGAAAUCAAGGCCGGCAGCAAUUCAAGUUUGGUGAGCUUGAACAUGCUGAAGCAGCUCGAAAGCAAGGUUCAGGACCUACACUCACAGCUGGAGAGUAAGGACAAUUGCUUGGCUUCCCUGAAUCUUCAGCUUGAGGCUGCCCGCCAGGAGUCGAGCGUCGGCCCGGCAUCUGCCCGGGACAGCAGCUCGUUGGUGACUAGCUCCACAGAGUACCGCACAUUCCUAGAGGAGUUUGGUGCCCCGACACUCGACAUCUACGUGGAGUUAUCGCGGCGCGACGAGAUGAUCGCAAAGCUCACGGAGUCACUGCAGCAGUCAUUGAACGUUCGUGGCCAGCUGCAAUCGGACUCUGAGAGAUUAGGCGAGGAGGUGCAAUCGUUACGUAGGCAACUUCACGAGGCCAUCGACGCAGUCAAGCGCAGCGGCGGCUGGCCUGAUCAACAGGGCAAUAUCGGACAGCGCAUCUCGGAGAUAUCCAUGGAUCUGAUUAGCGAAAGUGACGACGAUAUGGAACGUAACUUUCUUACCGACCAAGAAGGGGAUCGGGUAUCGCGCAGCUCACGUGAGCGACAGCUCUCGGUGCCAAUCGAUGACUUGGGCGUGGAGCCUUUGCCUCCCGAAUGGCCGCCCGCCUUCAGCAAGCAAAUCGAACAGUUCCAAAAAUGUUUGUUGCCCGGCGAGGUGCGCCCGUUUCUCUUGGUGCAGCGCAAGUUUGACGACUAUCUGUCGCAGCAGUUGGCCCAGUGUCGGGAGCAGUGCGCGCAAGAGCUGAAGAUCAGUCGGGAUCAAUGGGAGAGUGAGAAGUUGGCUAACGAGCAGGCGCAGCGUGACGCGCAUGCUAAGCAAAUGGAGGAGCUGCGCAAAUACUUUGAGCAUCGCUGUGCUGAUUUAGAGAAACAGUUUUCCGACGAAGUUUUCUCGCAUAAAAGUCAGCAUCUGGGCGGGGACAGCUCCUCCGAGUGCUCGGAGGUGGAUCAACUGCCAGAAGAGACAGCCUCAAAAGACUCCUCUCCCCGCAAGCGUAAACGCGCUGAGCUCCUGCUUAGCCCCAGCCAUCGCCAAAUCACGCCCAGUGGGCUUGAUCCCAAGGAACCCAAAGACAGCGUGUCACAGCAAGUUGCUGACCUUAAAAUAUUCUAUCAAGCACACAUCGAUGAACUGAAGCGCUCCCAUGCAGAGCAAGUGCGCCAACUGAAGGAGCGUAUCAAAGUCCACGAGCGACACCAAUCAGAUGAUGAUUAUUUGCCCGCACAACUCAAAUCACCGACUACCUGCCAAAACGUGAGACAAGAUGCAGUGGAGGUCGACCCAACUGCUGGACAGAACCCCAGCACAUCGCUAAUUAUCAUUGAUGAGGAUGAGCUGAACUUGAAUAAUGAGUCGCAGGUGAUUCAGCGCAUCAUCGAGGAGUAUGAGCGACGCCUGCAGGAGCAGCUGGCGCUGGCACGCCAAGACAUAGUCGCCGAGCUAGAGCAACAGAUACAGAGUUUGUUGUCGGAGUGCGCCGUCGAUGAUCAGCACUGGCCCAAGGAACUAAUACUGUUGCGAGAGAAGUUUACGGCCAAGAGUCAAUUGGAAAUAACCCAGCUGAAUAUCAAACAUGCCGAAGAGAUGUCGCGGAUGAAACUGGAAUAUGAGAAGCAACUCAACCGCAAGAACAAGCGGCAUUUGACGUUUGACUCGGGCCGUGAUUUGCAGCACAUAAUAACCGAGCGAGAUGGUUUACGGGAACUAUCGAAGAGCUUCCGCAGCGUGCUCUGCCGGCUGGCCAAGUGUGUGGCCAAUUGCGAGGGUGACCUGAAUGCCACUCUAUCGGAGGAGAUGCAGCGCUUACUGACGCAGAGUCGCAGUCAGGAUGGUGGUGACGAUGUGGAGCACACGUUGAGCAGCUCCUUGUUGCAGGGCUCGUUCAACAAUUCGAAACACCUGCGCAUGGUCCCGGAUGUGCACAGUCUCCUGGAAGUGGUGGAGGAUCCCAGUCUCGUGCAGUUUAUCGACAGCAAAAACCCCGACGAUCAAAAUGAUUACUUUGAUCUGGGUGACUGCCUAGAGCGCCUGAAAGCAGAAGCCGCUUACCUGCUGCAACUGUCUGAGGAUCUUGAGAAGCAGCGUGCCAUUCAGUCUGUGGACCGGCAGGAUGAGCCAGAGAAACAAGAGCAUGAGUUGUGCUGUGAAGCGGAGGACGGCUUAAAGACCACAGCUCCAUUGCCAUCAACUCAGCAACAGUUGCUCCACGACCUACUACGCACCAACUCUCUGAACGAUCAGAACCUCGGCGUUGCUCAUCAGCGUAGGACCAGCAAUGGUGCCCUGGGGACCAAGUCACAUAGCUCGCUGCCGGUCGACUUGCAGCAGCAGUCGGGCAAUGCUUCGGAACUCAGCUUCCAACUUGUAGAGUUAAAGAAUCGAUUGAUCAAAUCGGAAGCAGACCGACAGAAUCUGCAGCAACAGCUGACGCAUACCAUCGAUUGCAAUGCGGAGCUGGGCCAGGAGCUACAGGCGUUGCGCGAUCAGUUGUCGCAGCUGAACUCUUUAAACCACACAGAUUAUGCCGAAGGUUACGGCCUUGGUGACAUGAAGAGUUCGCAGACUCUGGAUCAGUCGUCCGCCAGCUUUGUACAACUCCAGGAGAGGGCUCGCCAUUUGCUGACCUCGCCCACGCAACAGCAAUCCCAAGAGCCGGGCAACGCAACGGUUGUAUUACUCCAGAUGAUAGAAGACUUCUGCCGCGAGGGUGACAAGGUGGUAGAAUCGGGCAAGAAGGAUCGUGAGGAUCUUCAGUCGCAGAUCGAUACCGCCGACAAGCAGCUGAAGGCGACGCGCCAGUUCCUGGAAGAGCAGGCCGCCGAACGCGAGCAGGAACGCGAUGAAUUUCAUCGUGAAAUCGAACGGUUAAAAGUGCAGCUACGUGAAAAGGAAAAGGAACGCAGCUCUUUUGCCAAUGCCUCUGAGGAGUUAAGGGGAAUGGAGGAGACGCAUUACGCUAUUCUGGAGGCCCAACUGCGCGAGGUGAACCAGCAGCUGAGCGACUCCAAUGACAAACGGGAUAAAAUGGAAACGGAACUGAAGGCAUCCAUAGACAAGAUCUUUGUGCUGCGCGAGAUCAUUUCGGAGCUGGAAACACAGGUGCAGACCAAGGCGCUUAAUGAGCAGGUGCUGGACGAGAAGGUCAAGCAACUGGAGGACUAUAUACAAAUACAAUUGCGCUCUAAUGACGCGCUCACACAGGAGGUGCACAGCCUAAAGACAGACAUAGGCGAGAGCUACCAGACGCGUAUUCGCCAGCUAGAGGAGAAGCUCCAGCACGGAUUGCCCUCAGCCGAAACUGCCGUGGUACUGAAACAGGUGGCCGACCAACUGCUUCUGAUUGAAACAACUCUGGAGCAGAAAACCAAGACUCUGGAGUCACUUCACAACUCUAACACAACCUCCAACUCGUGCAGUCUUAGUGCCACAGAGGAUGUCUCCGCCCACGGUGCCAACAGGCAGCCAGCUGAAGGGUCGCCCAAACACUCGCAGACGGUGGAGGGAGUGCAGCGCGUGGUCGAGAAACUGGAGAAGCACACGCGUGUGGAGGAAGCUGCAAUCAAGCGUAUACGCGAUUUGGAAAUGCAAGUCACCCAAAUGCGUAGUGGCUGUGUGGAAUUGCAGCACGAGCGUGACUCGCUGCAGGGGCGCAUUGAUGAGCAGACGCAUCGCAUUUCGACGCUGCAAAAGCGCCUGGAAGAGCAGCGACAGCGCGCCGAGCAACUGCAUCGGGCGGGCACUUCUGAUCUCAACACACGUAUUCACGAGCUUCAGAACGAUGUGCGCAAUCUUGGCGAACAGCUGUCCGCGCGCGAUAAGCAAAUGGCCACAAUGCAGCAGCAACUGCAGCGCAGCAAAGACGAGAUAGUGCGCCUGGAAGCUGAGCUCGCAGUGCGCACACAGCCAGAUCGCAGUCUGGUUGAACGCUUGGAGGCCGAGGUGCUGCAGAAGGGCAACGAGUUGCAAAAGCUCAGGGAGACUAUACACACGGAAAUGAUAAAUCGCCAAGCGCUGCCUGAUCUAAUGCAAACAAUGCUGGCUGAUAAGAACGACGAAAUUGACCAUUUGCAGGAGCAAUUGCAAGCGAAAGAGCGCGAGCUACAGGCGGCUAAGGACCACAGCAGCCAGGCUUCCUCUCCGGCAGCUGGCAAACAGGACGCGAGUGGUAAGCACAGCGCCCGAACAUUGAGUGACAUUGGCUCAAUCACCGAGUUCCCUGAACCGGAUGUCGAGCGUCGUGCAACGUGCCGCAGUCUCAAUGCUCCCCUUCAACUGCCUGAGGCUGCGGGCGGCUUUUUCCAUCAGACAAUGGAAACCUCAAAGGAAGCUGUCGCGAAUCUCACGUACAAACGCACAGACGACUUAAGUGAAUUUGUGGUAGCUCAUCCUGUCAAUACUUUUGAGCACCCGCACUACUUUCAGGAUCAAAAUGCGCGCGGCUUGACCACUGCGAUCAGUGGGGAUCUCACACCAGGCUUGGUGCCGCGACAGAUCAAUUUCUCGAAUUUAACAGAGGACUCUAAGCUAAAGACUCCCAGCUUGUUGAUGCAGACACCUGAGCUACCUAAGGCGAUGCCGUCGCCCGAGCUUCAGCAGCUGAAGCAAAAGCUUUCAGCCCUGGAAGAGGAGAAGCAUAAGCAGAGAAUAGAAAUGGAGGCAAAUCUUGUAGAUUUGCAAGAGCAACUCUCGCGCGAGAAAAAUUUGGUUGAGCGGCAACAAAAACUACUUCGGGACCACGAGGAAAGCGAGAAGAAAUACAGGCUGCGUGUAGACUCGCUUGAGGAGAAGAUUCUGGAGAACGCCGCCCAGGAGGCGGCUGAGCGAGAGACUCUGCGGAAGGAGCUGAAUUUAGUGAGUGCAGCGCAUGCGCAAUGUGAGCAACAACAUAAGGAUGCGGCUGCGACUCGAAAGCGAGAGGUUGAGAGCCUGAAUGCAGAAAUCAAGGAAAAGACUUUGCGCAAUCGAGAGCUGGCUGAUCAGCUGCAGUCGGCACAGCUGCGCAGUGAGGACCUACAGCGCCAGGUGCAAGCCUUGGAACGAGAUCUGGAGCGACUACGGAAUAGCGAGCAGAGCUCCAAGCAGUAUUCGGUUGACGAAAUCGCCCAGCAAGUGGAGAAAGAGCUUAACUACUCUGCCCAACUGGACUCGAAUAUUCUCAAAGCUAUUGAGAGUGAAGAGGAGAAUAACUUGGACAAGCUUCAUCAAAAAGAUGUACAGACGGAGGCUGAUCCCUCACGUGGAAAUGGAAAUGGACACGGCACCGACGACGAGAACUUUACUGGUGAACGCGAUCUGCUGAACCAGCUAGAGGCAGCUAGAGCUCAGCUAGCCGUAGAGCGGGAACAAGCUGAAUCGUUGAGCAAAGAGCUCCUCAGCGAGAAACAGCACUCGCAGGAAAUCCAGGAGCAAGAUGUGCUCAUCAUUGAGGCGAUGCGUAAGCGCCUAGAAGCUAUGCUAGAGGCUGAAGACGAGCUGCACAAGCAAUUAGACAUGGAGCGGGAGCGUUGCGAUAGGCUACAAACACAGCUUACCUCCCUGCAGCGAGCAGAGAGUCGGCGUAGCAGCGGGCUACUGAAGUCGCCUACGGACUCGCCUCGCAAGUCACCUCGAGCAGACUUCGAGUCUGAGCUGUGCGACCGACUGCGCAGCGAGCUGAAACUGUUGACGGCCCAAAAUGAGCGGGAGAGAGAACGAUCGGCAGAUGCUCAGCGCAGCAGUGAGCGUGAGCGUCAAAGGUACGAAAAAGAGCUCCAGGAGCGUGUGGCAUACUGUGAGCGUCUUAAGCAGGAGAUGGAGAAGCUUGCUCGCGACAAGGAAUCGGCAGAAAUGGAGCUCGAGCAUUUCAACGAGCGUUUGACCCUGCAAGCUAACGAAAUUGAGAGCUUGGAGGCGCGUAUGGUCACACUACAAGAAGCAGAGACGCGGCGCGCCAGCACAAGAGCUCGCCAGCAUCAGGAACAGGCGAAAUUGCAGGCCGAAAUUCACGAGUUAAAGGCGAAGCUGUUGACGGCAGAGUCCGAAAAGAACAGUCUGGACCUGAAGAUAAAUCAGCUGCGCUUUGAUGUGGCCCGUUCAUCCCAGCGCGAGUCGAAAUUAUCGGAAGCCCUGGCUCAGGCCAACGAUCGCUUGGCCCAUAGCAUGGAGGAAACAGUGCCCGCACAGUUCCUGCAAAAAAUGAAGGAAAUCAACACACUGUUGGCGGAGAACACUCAGGAGAACAAGCAGAUGGCCGAAACAGUACAGUAUCUUGUCGGAGAGCGAAUCGCGCUGCAAAAGAAGUGCGAGGAGCUUGGCGGCAAUGGGGGUGCGAAUACCAGCGAACUGGAGGAACGAUGUCGGCAGCUGCUUGGCCGCUACCUGCGCGUCGAGAGUCAUCGCAAAGCGCUUGUCUAUCAGAAGCGCUACCUGAAGCUUACUCUGGAGGGCUAUCAGGCGAGUGAGCAACUGGCGCUGCAGAACAUCGCUGGGGGAGCUGGGUUCAAAGUCAGCCAGCCGAAGCCCAACAAAAAGAAAUUAUUCAAGACUGUCGCUCUGGCCAUUAUUGCCAUACAACGCAUCAAAUACAUUGGUCGCAUUUGGCACACGGGCAAGCGGAUCGUGAGCAAAUCGAUAUUUACAAUAACUCAACAAAGAACUGGCCCGUGUCUCAAUCUGAAUGUGGCUCCGCCUUUGCCCGUCAACCAACCUCAACAGAGUGCUAGCCUCAACAACAAUUUGCCCACCAAUUCUCACAGCACUGCAGCACGUAUGAGCUACGCACCGGCCUCUCCGUCCCUCGCACCAGCCGUGAACUUUAGCACCUUGCAGCCCAUCGUUCUGACUCAGGACUACGCCUUGCAGACGUCGGCGCCCUUCAAUAACAACAAUAAUGACAGCAGUCAUAAAAAGUUGGAAGCGACGCUGCCCUCGCUGGCAACGCUUGACUGGACGACAACACAGAAGGCCAAGAGGGUACAUUCACGGCAUCAUUAGCACACGCACAGGAAUCAUAGAAAACAUGCUCAAAAUAUGCCAUUUAGAUGUCCCCUUCGUAUUACAGCCAUUAAUAAUAGACGAUGUUUUAGAGUGUUGUGUAGUUAUGAAUUACUUGUAAGUACCUAGAGUAGAGCCGAAAAUCCUCAACAAACCCAGCAUCAGACACGAAUGUUAAUAUACCAAUAAUGUACCAAUUAAUUGUUUAAAUUUUAAUAUUAUUAUUCUUUGGACCUGACUUUAUCUCACUCCCAGUAUUUAGAUUAGUGUUGAUUCAUUUGUUAAAUUAAUUAGCUGAGACAUAUCCACAUAAAUUACCUUAAUUUCGUUUAAUUUGUAGGCCUGAGUGACUGUCUUAAUUGUUUAUAGGCUGAUUAAAGCUAACUUAUCCACAAUUUAAGGUGUCAAUUAUUUUUUUAUCAUUUGAGUUUGUCUCGUUUGGCAGAAAAUAAUGGAACAUAUUUCGCAUGUGCCUUAGUUGUGUGAGAAGGGCUAAUGAAGCAUUUAAUGUUGAACUU